Messenger RNA from Daphnia carinata, 573 nucleotides. RefSeq names its product iron-sulfur cluster assembly 1 homolog, mitochondrial-like (gene MagR). Gene Ontology annotation, cellular component: cytoplasm; mitochondrion. The record is from RefSeq and is a predicted model, not a curated record. Lineage: Eukaryota; Metazoa; Arthropoda; Branchiopoda; Diplostraca; Daphniidae. Gene Ontology annotation, biological process: iron-sulfur cluster assembly. The transcript has 4 exons. Bases 90 to 482 code for a protein of 130 amino acids. Gene Ontology annotation, molecular function: 2 iron, 2 sulfur cluster binding.
AUCGCAGUCUUUACGUCGUAGUCUGCGUUUAUGUGUGAUUGUUAUGCAAUGGUUCUAAAAACUUGACGAUUAUUUUGUAAACUUCUGAAAUGGCAGCCCGUAUAGCAGCUUCCGCAACUGUACGCGCAGUUAAAGCAAGAAAACCAUUUCCUACUCGUGCUGCCCUUGUUCUUACUCCUAGUGCAGUUAAGCGAGUCAAGCAACUUACCGAAGGCAAAGAUGAUCAUGUUGGAUUAAGGAUAGGUGUGAAGCAGAGAGGUUGCAAUGGAUUUAGUUACACUUUAGAUUUUGCAGCAAAAAAAGACAAACUUGAUGAAGAAGUACUUCAAGAUGGAGUUCGGAUUUUUGUUGAUAUGAAAGCCCAACUUCAUUUGUUAGGAACAGAAAUGGAUUUUGUUGAAAAUGAACUCUCAUCAGAAUUUGUAUUCAAUAAUCCAAACAUAAAAGGGACAUGUGGAUGUGGAGAAAGUUUCUCUGUGUGAUAAAAAUGAACAGUAGAACCUUAAUUGACUGUACAUAUUUAAAGGGUUAGUACAUACAUAGAUAAUAACAGCAAUACAUAGUCAAAUACCA